Messenger RNA from Acytostelium subglobosum LB1, 171 nucleotides. RefSeq lists its product as hypothetical. The record is from RefSeq and is a predicted model, not a curated record. Lineage: Eukaryota; Evosea; Eumycetozoa; Acytosteliales; Acytosteliaceae. The annotation marks the transcript as partial. The transcript has a single exon.
AUGGCAGUGGACAAUGGGAAAUGGAUCAAUGAUGGUCAAAGUGGCAGCAGUAUCUUCUACAUCGGCGAUGGGCGAUAUCAUUCUCCAUCUGUACGUCCUGGAACCUGGUCUUGGACUUGUCAAUCACAGAGAGGUCAUGUGUCACCAUGGUGGAUGGCAGGGCAAGGUUCA